Molecule: messenger RNA, 738 nt
Organism: Lecanosticta acicola
Lineage: Eukaryota; Fungi; Ascomycota; Dothideomycetes; Mycosphaerellales; Mycosphaerellaceae
Source: the annotation of a GenBank genome assembly
AUGCCACCAGCGAUCAAAAGCCCGACGAUCGAGAGACCACUUAUGGAUUUCCUGCCCACUGAGGCUCGCAGUCGAAUUGACUCUGGCAUGAGCCUGCAAGAAGAUGACUCAACCAUCAACUACGAAGAGCCUGCCUACGUCCAGCCUGACGACACAGAAGGCGAGAAAGAACAGCAAGCGAUCGACCGUGCAUACACCAAACGCUACUCGCAAGCUUCUUCCGAAAUGGCAGAGCACUUUGUCUCUAGCCAAACUUCUGAAGCCUUGAUGGAAAGCAAUAUCAAGAAGGCUCACUCCGCUAGGCCUCGUGCGGAGCCUGACGCAGAGGGACUCGUCACCACCAGUAUUGCGACACGACCAAAGAGCAACGAGACUGAGACCGCCCGACUCACAUUCUCCCAGACCUACGCGGCCUUGGAGAGUUUGGCGGAUAUUUCUACUGCACCCUCUAUUGCACCCUCUACUGCCAAAAAUGCUAAGCGAGCGGCGAGAAGGAAAAGGGCAAAGAAGAAUGCCGGGGCAAACGCUGGCUCCGUUCAGUGUCAAGAAGCCGGCUCUACUUCCGACAAUGACAAGAAGGGUGCGAUCAGCCCUGCGAAACUCGCACAUGCUUCCUCUGCCAGCAAGUCCGCCACAAGGUCAAUCAGCAUGGCCAAGUGGGAAAUUGGUUUUUGUGUCCUGGCCUGCGUCCUUGGUCUCUAUGCCGCGGUGCUGCACAUUGAGCAGCUGAAAUUGUAA